UAAGUCCUCUUUUAUUUGUUGUCUUUAGUAACUUAUCUCUUGUCUUUUGUGAGUUUUGUUGAAUGUUGAAAUAUUGUUGUACUAAAUUGACGGAGCAAAAUAUAUAUGUUUUUCUUCGUGGAUUGUAGGUUAUCAACGUGAGGGACCUUUAUUGUGAAGGACGAAUGAAUACCCAAGACGUCGUUUUAGACAGGCCCAGUUCAGCCAGAAUUAUUAACGGAAGCUGGCGGCAGAAUCGAACAUCUCCUUAGUUAACACGACUUGAUGGUUAGCUACUGUAGCUAGAUAAAUGGUGUGGAAAGACGUUAAUUCGUAGUAAAGUCUUAUAAAAUGGGCGACCUUGACUCUGGCAUAGUAUAUGUGCGCGAGAGAGGACAGCUUCGUCGCGUCAAUAACAUUGUGCUCGCGGAGACGAAGCCGCCUUCAUCGUCAUCAUCAUCAUCACACAGAACAACAAACCCUCUGGCGUUGAAAAAGGAGCACUUCGUCUUCACCUAUAACAAAGAAGGCAGUUUGAAGUACACUGCCAAAUCCCUCUACGACAUAUCUCUGCUGUUUGUGGCGUACAACAUCAACCAUGUCGAUUCUCUCGAAGGAUUUCCUGAACAAGUAGGGGACAGACUCUUCGCCGCCGCGGAGGAAAAACAGAUAUUUUCAGAUCCUGAUGCAGCCCCCAAGGCUCUGCAGUUGUUCAGUGAUGCAUACGGGGACAUAGUGCUCGGGUCACUUUGUUUACGGCAUAGGUUUCCUUUGCUGUCUGAAAAGCUGGAAGAGAUAAAAACGUUUCAUAGUCUGAAGUGCCUGGAUCUCUUUGGCUGCAGACUGGGAGACAGCCACGACAUCUUCCAACAUCUCACAUCAGAUGCAUUGUCCAGCCUGGUCCAGCUGUCCCUGGGUGGUAACAGCCUGUCAGACCAGGGUCUCCAGAGACUGACAGCCCCUGUCAGGAUGAUGAGGAGGGGGCUGAGACACCUACAGAUACUGGACCUGUCCUACAACCCGAUCACUGAGAAGGCAGUUGGAUAUCUCACAUGCCUCCCAAAGUUACAAGGUCUUGAUGUAUCAGGAACUAACAUAAAGGUUGGCCCGUCAUUCAAGCAGUCCGUGAGGAACACCAUGGGGUUGGUCCUGUCUGAGAAACUACUGGAGGCCUUCGACCACUCCUGUUGUAAAACACAAGGCUGGGCAGAACAGGUAGUAAACCGGUGGGAGUUGAGUGCAACAGAACUGCCCAAACUAAAGAAGAUCCAAGAGUCAAGAACAUCAGCUAUUCGCUUUUUUGGCAGAGAGAAGUAUGUCAGAGGAAUCCUGAGCGCAUCACCUCUGAUCCAGGACAAAGAACAAGACAAAACCAGGGAGAGGAUACAUUUGUAUAAACCAGCAACAAGCACACACACACAUCAGACCCAAUGCACAGGGACUAAAAGCGGACAGAUUAAGCACUCGUCACUCGACAGCAUUGAAAUCGCAGGGUCCACCAACGGACAUGUAAAACCCUGUUCACAGAACAAGAAGAGGCCUCGUAAACACCGGGUCGGGGACAGUGGGCAUCACAGCCCUCCUGUUAAACGUGCUUCUUCAUCACCAGCUCUCACAGCAGGCGAUUUGGAUCUACUCAACAGUUACUGAUGCUUCUUCUCCUCCGUAGCUGAGGUCCACAGUCUCCAAAUGUGUGGGUGUGUGUGUGUGUGUGUGUGACAAUGCAGUGCUCAAUUUGAACUCUUCCUGGUGUCAUGCAUCCUGUAGAGUUCAGGUUCCACCUCUAGGUUAGCUUUGGUGGGUUUUUUAGUUUUUGUUAAGUGGACCCCAAGCACUCCUUAGCUGGAGGAACAUUUAGAGUGUUUUCUUCGUCAAUCUGCUGCUUAUUUACGUUUUAAACUUUUUACAAAUAAAAGUAUAUUGUUUUAUUAUUGUAA
This is a messenger RNA of Oncorhynchus keta (chum salmon), 1916 nucleotides long. RefSeq names its product leucine rich repeat containing 42 (gene lrrc42). Bases 331 to 1629 code for a protein of 432 amino acids. The record is from RefSeq and is a predicted model, not a curated record. Lineage: Eukaryota; Metazoa; Chordata; Actinopteri; Salmoniformes; Salmonidae. The transcript is spliced from 7 exons. Gene Ontology annotation, molecular function: protein binding.